CCCCUCCUCCCGGGCUGCCUCCUCCUCAGCUCUGCUCUCCCCGCCUCAGUGCUACACCGGAGGCUGAGGACACAUUACUACGGAGCCUGCUGCAGGGAGGACCGGAGCACGGGGACCGGGGAGGAUGCGCGGCUCUGCACCAGCGGGACACGGGGCAGCUUAAGCUUUCUGUGAGAAGGACAGGCCCCAUAAGAAGAAAUUAAAAGCGGCACCACAGUCGUGACCGGACUGCUUUUGUUUGGGUGCCAGACAGCAGUGACUCAAGCAUCCGCUGGAGGAUGCCUUAGGAGAGCCGUGCAAGAUAUUCUGGAACAUCCAAAGACCUUAACUUGAAGUGAACAUUUCUUCAGCUAAGGAUACUCUGAAGAGUCACCAUGGCCACCUCUCGGCUAGUAAACCGGAACACCAGGGACAUUGCAAAUGUGAUGCAAAGGUUACAAGAUGAGCAAGAAGCAGUUCAAAAGAGAACUUUUACCAAAUGGAUCAAUUCACAUUUGGCCAAGCGUAACCCUCCACUAAUCAUAAAUGAUCUUUUUGAAGAUAUAAAAGAUGGGACUAAGCUGCUUGCCUUAUUAGAAGUCUUAUCUGGUCAAAAACUGCCAUGUGAACAAGGGAAGCAACUGAAACGCAUUCACUGGGUGGCUAAUAUUGGUGCAGCGCUAAAGUUUUUGGAAGGCAGGCGGUCUGCAUACAGAGGAUCCCCGAUUAAAUUGGUGAACAUAAACUCAACAGAUAUAGCUGACGGAAGACCCUCCAUUGUGCUUGGUUUGGUCUGGACCAUAAUCUUAUAUUUUCAGAUUGAAGAAUUAACCAGCAAUCUUCCACAACUACAUUCACUGUCCAGUAGUACAUCUUCGGUAGACAGUGUCGUGGGUUCUGAGACAGCCAGCCCUCCAACCAAAAGAAAAGUGGUUAAUAAAAUUCAAGGAAGUGCCAAAAAAGCCCUGCUGAGAUGGGUGCAGUACACAGCAGCCAAGCGUCUAGGAAUCGAAAUAAAAGAUUUUGGGCCAAGCUGGAGAAACGGCAUUGCCUUUCACUCAUUAGUAUAUGCUAUAAGGCCAGAGUUGGUGGACAUGGAAAAACUGAAAGGGAGAACUAAUCGUGAAAAUCUGGAAGAGGCCUUUUCCAUUGCAGAAACUGAGCUAGGGAUUCCAAGGCUGCUGGAUCCUGAAGAUGUUGAUGUUGAUAAGCCUGAUGAGAAGUCUAUCAUGACUUACAUAGCUCAGUUCCUAAAACUCUAUCCUGAUCCUCACAACACAACAGCAGAUGGCCAAGAAGAUGAUAGAGAAGACAGGGUGGUGCUUCGGGACUUAAAAGUUUGGAUAGAACAAUUUGAACGGGACAUUACCCGGGCACAAACAGUAGAAAGCAGUUUACAGGACAGAUACCAGUCAUAUAAACAGUACAGAGUACAAUAUGAAAUGAAACGAAAACAGGUUGAAAGUGCAAUUCAGCCAUUGGGCAAAGAUGGAAAACUAUCACUUGAUCAGACAAUGGUGAAGCAAGCAUGGGAGAAGGUUACCGCAAGGAUUUUUGAUUGGCACGUGCAGCUUGACAAAUCUCUACCAGCUCCAUUAGGGACCAUUGGCUCCUGGUUAUAUCGAGCCGAGAUUGCACUCAGGGAAGAUAUUAUUAUGCAACAAUCUCAUGAAGAAACAGCAAAUAUGAUACAUAGAAAACUAGAGCAACAUAAGGACGUACUCAAGAAUCUGGAUGGUUAUAAAAAGGCUUUUCAAGAGAUCCAUCGCUCACGAUCUGUCAACGGAGUUCCGGUCCCUGUUGAGCAGCUUGAAGACAUGGCAGAAAGAUUCAGUUAUGUGGCCUCCUCCUCCCAGCUCCAUAUGAUGAAGUUAGAGUUCAUGGAAUUAAAGUAUCGACUAUUAGCACUUUUAGUGUUAGCAGAAUCUAAACUCAAGUCCUGGAUCAUAAAAUAUGGCAGAAGAGAAUCUGUGGAAUUGCUACUGCAAAAUUAUAUUACUUUUAUUGAUGGAAAUAGGUUCUUUGAGCAAUAUGAAUUUACCAGUCAGUCACUAAAGCAAGCUGCUGAGAUGUAUGUAAAAGCUGAUGGAUCAGCUGAAGAGGCUGAGAUUGUGACUAAGUUUCUGAAUGAGACUACUAUUCAGUGGAGAAACCUAUCGGUGGAGGUGAGGAGCGUCAGAAGCAUGCUUGAGGAAGUCAUUAACAACUGGGAUAAAUACAGCAGUACAGUAGCCAGUUUACAAGCAUGGCUAGAAGAUGCUGAAAAGAUGCUGGAUCAGCCAGAACAUGCCAAAAAGGAGUUCUUUCGUCACUUGCCUCACAUGAUCCAGCAGCACACGACAAUGAACGACUCUGGUAAUUUCCUGAUUGAGACAUCUGAUGACACUGUCUCUAAGGACAUCAAACAGCAGCUUCUGCUUCUUAAUGGUAGAUGGAGAGAACUUUUCAUGGAAGUCAAACAUUAUGCUCGAGCAGAUGAAUUUGAGCGUGCAAGAAAGGAGUAUGCAGAUGGCUUGAUAGCACUCGCAGCAUUCGCAGAAGGAGGCAACGAGAGAAUCUCCAUGCCGUUGGAAGUUUCCUUUCUAAAUGUUAAGAUGUUCGUCCAAGAUUUAGAGGAUAUCAAACAGAAAAUGCCAAUCAUUGAAGCUCAGUAUAAGUCAGUGACAAGAAUGGCCCAGCUUCUCACUAAGGAAUCUCCUCAGUCUGAAUCCAAUGAGAUGUUGGCAGCAGUGUCCAGGAUAAAAGACCAACUCAAUAAAAUAAGAGAGAGGUAUCCCCCCUUGCUUUAUGAAUCACAACAACUUCUUCCACCACUUGGGGAAUUUGAGAAUCAGAUGACCAACUUUUAUGAUUGUCUUGAGAAACUGAGUGGAAUUAUUGCAAUGUCAGACUUAGAUUUGCAGUCUACUUCUGUCUUUAAACAAAAACAGCGGGAACUAUUAACAUAUCAAGAGAGCUGUAAAAAGGCCCUGGUUGUAAUUGAGAAGAAUGGCCAAGCUGUCCACAAAGCAUUGACAAUCAGUAAAUCAUUGCACCAUUUUGACCGAUCUGGUCUUCAGAAGAAAAUAACAGAUGCUCAGUCGACAUUUCAGAGUGUGGCAAAGAAAAUAUCAGAAUGGAGAAAGAAGGCAGAGGCCAAUAAUAGCACGAUGAAGAAGUUUGAAGAGUCAAGAGCAGAACUUGAGAAAGUUCUCAAAACAGCAGAAUCCUACUUUAGGGAGAAAGGAAACCUUGAAGAACUUCUGAAGAAGCACACAGAGUUUUUUGGACAACUAGAUCAGAAGGUGCUGAACGCUUUCCUGAAAGCUUGUGAUGAGCUGACAGAUUUUCUACCAGAGCAGGACCAGCAGCCAUUACAAGAAACUGUCAGGAAGUUACAUAAACAGUGGAAGGAUUUUCAGGGUGAAGCUCCUUACCACUUACUACGAUUGAAAAUUCAACUGGAGAAGAAUAGGAUUCUAGGCACAAUUGAAGAAUGUCAUGUGGAACUGACCAGAGAAAACAACGUUUUACCAGUAAAUGGAAGUGAAAAAAUCAUUAAGGAACAUCGGGCAUUCUUUAGUGAAAAAGGCUGCUACCAGCUGUGUGAGAAGCGGUUACGCCUGAUCGAGGAACUAUGUUUAAAACUACAAGAAAGAGACCCUGUAAAAGGAGUGUAUGAAAGCACCAGAGAGCUGCUGAAAGAUCUAAAAGCUCAGAUUGACAGUACACAUCUAAAAUUCAUGGAACAUCCCGACAAGUGGAAAGAUUUCCGGAUCAGCUGUCAAUAUGAUCUUUCUUCUAGGUUAUCAGGAUUAUCAGAUUGGCUUGUGACAAAAGAUAAGCAGUUGAAGCGAAUUAAAAAUGAAAUAACAGAAGUGUCUAAAUUUGAACAAAUAAAAGCUUCAGUACAGGACAUCAGACGUGAUGCAAUAACACAAAAAGAUGAACUUGAAUAUCUGAAAGACAGGCUUAUUACACUUAUGGGGGUUUCAGUUGAGACAGAAGUGACAAAGCAAGAAAUGAAUCUAUCCAAAGUGUCUAAUGAUCUGAAAAUCCUGCUGGACUCUCUCAAUGAGGCUGACAAAAUCUUGAGUACUGUUGGAGAUUGUGUACAGUGCAAGGCAGAAGUAAAACAUGUCCUUAGUGAGAUCCUCACUGAUUCUAAAGAAGUGCAGUCAGAAGCUGAGAAGAUACUGAACACAGAAAGCUUUGAUGAGGCCCAGGAGCUACUUUUUCAUUAUGAGGAAAAGAUAAAGAAAAUACAGUCAAAGAAGCAGGAUAUCCAGGUCCAGAUUGCUCAGGCAAAGCAGUUACAACUUAAGAAAGGUUUGCCCAAAGACAUUCAGGAGGACUUUUCAAAAAUGGAAACUGAAUUGGACAAAGUGGCAACUGCAAUGAUAAAGCAAAAAGAAAGCUUAACAGAUACAAUGCAAAACUGGGAACAUAUAGAAACUGGCAAAAAAUCAAUUUCCCAGAACCUGAAGCAAAUAGAGCCUACGCUUGAACGACCUUUGAACUUUGGGACUUUGGAAACAUUGUCAUCUGAACUUGAGGAGGCAAAGGAGGUGUGUAAGCGAAGUGAAGAUCUUUUGGUCCAAGCAGAAAACAUUGUCAAGAAAUCUACUGUUAUUAAGCUUGGAGAUAAGGGCAAGCGCCAUCUGCAGGAAACAACCAAAUCUAUUCAAGACAACGUAAAUCAUGUUAAAGAGACCCUUGCUGAAAACAUCAAGAAAAUGGAGUUGGCUAAAGAUAAUUGGGAGAAGUUUGAACAUUAUUUUGAGGCCCAUUCCACUUGGAUGUCAGAAAGAGAAAAGGAACUUAAUGAUCUAGAACUGUCUGAUAUUUCACCAGAGCUUCAAGUCACACAUAUCCAGGAAAUUUUGAAGGAUCUGCAGAAUAAAUCAAAUGCAGUAAAAGAUCUUGAGGCACAAAGCCAGACAUUUGCUGAAUUUCUUAGCUGUGCAGAGAUGGCUCGGGUAAAAGCCAAGCUAUCACAGAUGGCCAAGUAUUGGGAUGGGCUGAAAGAACAUACACAUCGACUAGAACAAAGUAUUUUGGGCAUUGCGGAACAGCAACAGAAGUUUGAUGACACAAUUAGACAGAUUCAGACUUCUUUAGAGACUAUUGAGACGACUUUGACUCUUCCAGUUAACAACUGCUCCUCUGCAGCAGAAACAUACAAGCUCCUUCACUCCCAUCAGGAUCUGUGCCAUGAUGUUGAAAUGUUGAAGAACAGUAUUCAUUCUCUGAGUGCUGGCAAUCGCAAACUCACAAACAAGAGUAAAGUAGUACAGGCCAUUUCCAACCUUCAAACCCGGUUUGAGGUUGUGACUACACAGGCUAAAGAAAGACUCUCCUUGUUGGAGCAAUUGUUAGUCCAUUGGCAGAGGCAAGAAAAGGAAUUUUCAACUUUUGUGACCUGGCUUGAUGGUAUUGAAGCUUUGGUCAGUCCACUGCAAGAACAGUUCUCUGCAGACAGAGCAAAACUGGAGACUGAAAUGAAGUCCCUUCAGGAUCUGAAAGAGGAGUUAACACAGUCUAAGCGAUAUACAGUUCUGGUCCAGUUGUGUGCAUCUUUGUAUGCAACAUCUGAUGAGAACAGUGUACAGCAACUUAGGGGCCACCUUGAAAACCUGUCCCUCAGAUGGAAUAGACUACCAGAAGCUGUUCUAAAACGGAUCGGUGUCGUGGAAUCCAUUGUAAGUGAACACCAGAAAUUUGAUGACUUGUUACUAGAAUUUUCCCUCUGGAUUAAGCAAUUUCUUAAGGACCUUCAGGAAGCUGCUGAAAUAAACACAUCUGAUCAUGAAUCUGCUAUUCUUUUAAAUAAGAACCAUAUAGCAAAAGUAAAAGCACAGCAGGCAGAAAUAGAUCAUUUGAAGGAUCAGCUCAGUAAGUUGUGCAUUUUCACUAUUCCCAUUGAUAAUUUCGUGUUGGAAGGAAGGGUCACAGACUGUGUACAGCUGUAUGAAGAAACAAUUCAAAUCACUGAGCGACGACAAGAAUCCCUUGUCAAGUUAGGCUCCUUCUUACAAAUGCACCAAGAAAUUCUAAAUGUCCUUUGUAACUUAAAAGAAACAGUAGAAGGAGAAAGCAGCCUAGAUAAAGAUCAAUCUGAGUCUCUGGAGAAAGACAUAAAUAAAGUUGCUCAGGAUAUUGAUGAAUUGACAGCUCUGUCAGUAGGACUAGAUACAGCUCUUACCAAAGCACAGUACCAUCUAAAGUGCCCCACUUCUGAGCAGAGGACUUCUUGCAGAGCUCUGGCUGAUAACCUUAAUAUGGAGCUGGAGAAAGUUCAGAAGUUUCUGGGAACAAAACGGAGUGAAGCAGAAGCUCUUGGCGCACUCUGGAAAUCAUUUAUUGACUGCAGAGAGAAACUACUCAAGACAAUUGAAGAUAUUGAAGAAAAGGCAGACAAUGAAGAGAUGAAAGAGUCAACAUUACAGGCCCUUCAGCAAAGGUUAAAAUUUUUCAAUGAACUGGAGGAGGAAAUUAACUCUUACCAGCAUGAAAAACAGUGGCUUAUGGAUAAAGCAAAGCAGAUUGCCCAGAAGGAUUUAUCUAAGGCUGCAGAAGCAGAUAAAGAGCUGAAUGGUCUGAUCAUGACGUGGGAAGACACAAACAAGCUCAUAAUUGAAAGUCAAGAACAGUGCUUGGUUCUUAUCGAUCUGAUGAAAGAAUAUGAACAUCUGAAGGCUUCUAUUACUAGACUUAUAGAGAAUGCAGAAAACAUGAUAACAAUUAAGUCAACUUUAAAAGAUCAGGAAGACAUCCGGCGUGCCAUAGCAAAGCAUGAAUCAGCCAAGAAUGAACUGAAUGAAAACCAGAAAGAGCUGGAUGAAUUCACCAACAAAGGGAAACACGUAUUAGUUGAGCUAAAACGAAUCCAUGGCUGCGAUUCAAGACCAGUGAAAAAAGAUAUGGACUACUAUGUGGAUCAAUGGCUUGACGUACUGGAGAGAGCAGAUGAAAACCUGCAAAGACUAAGUGUGAGCUUAUCCUUGUGGGAAAAUGUUUUAAGCAUAAAUGAUGAAAUUGAUGGAUGGUCCAUUAGUUCCAUUUCACAGAUGAGCGACAAUAUUACCAACCUAAACAGCAGUCAGCGAAUGAAGGCUUGUCUUGAAGAAUUUCAGACUGAAGUUACGAAUAAAGGGCAGAAGUUGGAAGAAUUUCACUCAAAGAUUAAUGAACUGAAAGACCUGACCCGGAGCCAGGAGCCCCCAGCAGAGUUGCAGUUCAUUGCAGCAGAUUUAAAGCAGAAAUUGGAGCAUGCUAAAGAAGUCUCUCAAUUGGCCAAAAUAACAUUAGGUGACUUCAGUGCCCAAAAAAUGCAAUUGGAGACCUUCAUUAAACAGAUGACAGACUGGCUGAAUAAAAUGGAAGAAUCAAUUUUGAAAUAUGAAAAUAGUCGGGAACCAGAAGAUAUGAAAAAACUGAAGGAAAUGCAAAAAGAACUCCAAACCCAACAAUCCAGUAUUGAUACCACACAAGAAAACCUCAACACACUCUGUCGACAGUUUAGGUCUACAGAACUUGAGGUCAUUGGGGAAGCUGUGACCGCUCUGGUGAAAAAGUAUGAAGCCACAAACCAGCUCUGCUUCAAGACACAAGUUGCUCUGCAAGAGAAGUUGGAAAAUCGAUUUUUUGUGUCUAUGGGUAAAUUUGACGAGUGGUUUGGAGAAAUGAACAUGGGAGUUAAAGGCUCUUCGGAUUGGUCAGGUGACACCAAAACUUUAGAAGGAAAAAUAAAACAGUUACAGGAAAUACUGGACGUUAUUAGUGAAGGCCAGCACAAAUUAGAAGAUGCUGCGGAAGAAGGAGAGAAGCUUUAUUUUUGUUUGCCAAAACCAGUUGUUCUCAGUAUUCAGGAGAGGAUCUCAAAAGCUGAGAAAGAAUUCCAAAGCUUUAAGAAACAAUGUCUUAAGGACAAGCAGGCUCUAGAAGACUGUAUCUCUGAGCUUGGAAGUUUUGAGGACCAACAUAAAAAGUUAAGUAUGUGGAUCCAUGAGCUUGAAGAGAGAAUGAGGACAGAAACUCUUGGGGAGAGCAAACAACAUAUACCUGAGAAGAAAAGUGAAAUGCAUAAAGUGGAGAUGUUCCUAGAGGAGCUACUCGCAGCACGAGAUUCUUUUGAGAAACUUUGCCACCGAGCUCAAGCAUUACAUGAAGAUGGAUGUGGAGAUGGACAGGAGGUCCGCCUGUCAUCUCAGCUGAAUACAAAUUAUCAAAACCUUGUUAAAAUUCUAAAGGAGAAACUCCGUAUUUGUCAGGUGGCUGUACAAGAACAUCAGAUUUUUGAAGAAGCUUUGCAGACUACCUGGUCAUGGCUGAAAGAUAAGCAGGACAAAUUGUCUACUGCUGAAAGUACAGUGGGCAGUAAGAGUACACUUGAGAAUCGUCUACAACAAGUCCAGGAAAUCCUCCUAGUGAAAGGUGAAGGAGAGGUGAAGCUGAACUUGGCAAUUGGUAAAGGUGAACAGGCUCUUAAGUGCAGCAACAUGGAGGGACAGAUGGUAAUCCAGAUGCAACUGCAGACAUUGAAAGAUGUCUGGGGUACUGUCCAUAGUACAGCCGCAAGGUGUCUCAAUGGUUUAGAGUCUUUGCUCAGUCAGUGGAAUGAAUAUAUAGAGAGGAAAACCCAAAUAGAACAGUGGCUUGAGUCUGUCGAUCACAAGCUGGAGCAACCCAUCCAGAACCAGAAUGGUCUUCAAGAAAAGUUUACAUUGCUAGAUCACUUUCAAGCAGUCUUGUCAGACAUAGAAGAUCAUGCCACUACUCUUCACCAUCUUAUAGAAAAGACAAAGGAAUUGCACCAGAAGACUGAGGACAUGACCUUUUCAGACAAGGCUCAGAAUGAGCUGAAAAUGCAUUUCAACGACAUCAUGACUGUUGCAAAAGAGAAGAUGAGGAAUGUAGAAGACAUUGUGAAAGAUCACCUGCUGUACCUGGACGCUGUUCACGAAUUCUCGGACUGGCUCCAUUCAGCCAAAGAGGAGUUUCACCGGUGGUCUGAUGCCUCAGGGGAUGCUGCAGCCAUCCAAAAGAAAAUUGCAAAGAUUAAGGAGUUGAUGGAUUCCAGACAGACUGGAGCUGAACGUCUUAGCAGGGUAGAAGCUCUGGCUCCUGCAGUGAAGAAGAACACCACAGCUAGCGGAUGUGAACUGAUGGAGGCAGAGAUUCAAGGCCUGCAGAAUGACUGGAAGCAGUGGGAGGAAAGUGUCUGUCAAAGUCAGAACACUUUGGAAGCAGUUUUAAGUCAAAUGGCAAUUUCGGAACAAGAAUUCACAUCUGGGGUCUCCAGGCUGGAAGAAGAGGUGCAGGACUUCGGUGUAUUCCUAGGAAAAUGGACUCAGAAGCUAAUGCAAGGGGAAGGCAAGAAUACAGACAAAGAAAUAGUAGACGCUUGGCACAGACAGAAGGAGGCCCAAAAUGCUCUCACUGAAGCUGAACAUAUCACAGAUUACCUAAAAGCCCAGCUGAAUGAUCUAUGCAAGUUUUCAAAGGAUUUAGGUGUAUAUUCUGCAAAGGUCUCGGCUUUGAUUAAGGAUUACAACAGCCUCUUAUUGCAAACUUCAAAAAGUUGUCAAAGUAAAGAGCACAUUUUGCAGCAGAGGUUUCGUACGGCUCUUCGAGAGUUUCAGCAGUGGCUUGUAAACGCAAAAGUGACGACUGCCAAAUGCUUUGAUACCUCCCAAAGUAUCGAGGAAACAGCAGCAAGUCUUCAAAGAAUUCAAGAAUGCCUUUCUGAAAGUGAAAGUGGUCAGCAGAAACUACAGACUGUAACAUCAAGGGGUGAACUUUUGUGCAGUAUAAUUCCUGAAGAAAAGAGGAAAACUAUCCAAAAGAAAGUCCUGGCUGCAAAAGAUGACUGGAAAAACUUUAUUUCAUCGCUACAUCUGAAGGAAUCUGCACUAGAGAAUUUGAAGGUCCAAAUGAGAGAUUUUGAAACAAGUGCCAAACCCGUUCAGGAAUGGCUGGCAAAUACUGAAAGGAUAGUGCAAGACAGCAAAAAUCGUCUCCAUGACCUGCCAUCUAAGAGAAAGGAGCAGCAGAAGCUCCAGUCUAUCCUAGAAGAAAUAGGCUGCCAUGAGCCACAGAUCACCAGACUAAAAGAGAAGGCUCAACAGCUAAGGGAAGGCCAGUCUGCCAACAAAAGCUAUAUGCACAGGGUUUCCCUGCUGUCUUCUCAGUACCUAGCACUAAGCAAUCUAACAAAGGAGAAAAUGUCAAGGAUGGAUCGCAUUGUCGCAGAGCACCAGCAGUUUUUACAGGGUCUGACAGACCUCCAAGAGUGGAUAAAUGAUGCCGUUCACCUACUGCAGAUGUACUGUCAUCCUACUGCAGAUAAAAGUGUCCUAGACAGCAGAAUGUCAAAGCUGGAGACUUUGUUGUUGGUGAAGCAGGAUAAAGAAAUUCAAAUGAAGAUGACAUUAACACGAGGGGAAUCUGUACUGAGAAACACCUCUCCUGAUGGAGCCCCCACCAUUCAGCAGCAACUAAAAGACCUGAAGGAUUCCUGGGCGUCCCUUCUGUCAUCUUGUAUUCAAUGUAAAAGCCAGCUGGAAGGAGCCCUGUCCAAGUGGACAAGUUACCAGGAUGAUGUGCGUCAGUUCUCCUGCUGGAUGGACAGAGUGGAGGAGAGGCUAAAUGAACCUGAGAGGCAAUAUAGUGAACUAAGAGACAAAAUUGCAGCACAGAGUAAAGCUAAGUUACUGAAUGAAGAAAUUUUAAGUCACAGCAGUUUAUUUGAGACCAUAGAAAAGAAAGGAUCCAGUAUGACUGAACAUUAUGUUACCCAAUUGGAGCUCCAAGACCUACAAGAACAUUACAGUACACUGAAAGAAAAAAUUAAGGACACCAUCGCCAAACUAGAGAAAAUGGUGUCAGACCACCAAAGCUAUCAAAAGGCGCUCAGGGUAUUUGAAGACUGGCUUCAGCAUGAAAAUGAGAAACUGAACUGUCUAGUGUUGUUUGAUGGUGAUGCCGAGAGGUUCGAUGCUACUCUUCGGGAACUACAGGGCCUUCAGGUGCGCUGUGCAGAGGGACAGGCAUUAUUAAACAGUACCUUACACAUAAGAGAAGAAGUUAUACCAUGUGGUGUUCCUCACACAGAAGACAGACAAUUGGAAUCCUUAAGACAUGAUUGGCAAGUUUAUCAGCAGAUACUGACUGAAGGACGAAGCCAGGUAAAUGCCUCACUCAACAAGCUAAGGCUGAUGGAGAAAAAGUUCCAAAAGAUGGACGAAUGGUUGACUUCUGUGGAAGGAAAAGUAAAUAUCAGAACGGGGCGUCAAUCAGAGCGAGCAACAAAGGAGAUACAGCUACAACAGAUGAAGAAAUGGCAUGAGGAGGUGAUGGUCUACAAGGAUGAAGUUGAAGAAAUUGGCACAUUAGCCCAGCAAGUGUUAGAGGAAGGCCGUAGUAGCAGAAUUGGCACUAUGGCUACCCUGCUAACAUCUCGCUAUCAGGCUGCUCGGCUUCAUAUUUUGGAACAAAUGCACUUCCUUGAAGAAGAAAUAAGGAACAUAGUGGAGUCUGAUGCUGCCAUUAAAAGUUACACGGACUGGUUUACUGAUGUUUCACAAAACUUCCAAAAUAUAACAACAGAUAUGGGAGUUGUGGAUAAGACAGUACUGGAGAAAAAAAUGAAAAAACUCGAGUCUAUAUUAGGUGAUAUGGAUUUGGGUCACAGACUACUGAAAGCUCUGCGUGAAAAAGGUGAACGUGUUCUUAAGUACUUGACUGGAGAUGAAGCUGACCAGCUGGAGAAAGAUAUACACAACCAUGUGGAAAGGUUGGAGGAGCUGACAAGUUCAGUUAGAAAGGAGCAUACAGCACUGGAAAAAGGUCUCCAUCAUGCAAAGGAAUUCUCUGACAAGUACAGUGGACUAGUACAAUGGCUGACAGAGUAUCAGAACAUCCUGCAAGCCGAUGUGGAAUCCAAAACUGAGCUGUAUGAGAAGAAGGCGCAGCUAGCCAAAUAUAAGUCCAUUCAGCAAACUAUCCUCUCACGUGAGCCGUCCAUCAAAGUUGUGAUUGAAAAAGGUGAAGCCCUGCUUAGAAUGACCCAUGAUGCCUUUCUGGGGGAAAAAAUCCACAAAUUGCAAAAGGAUUAUCAAGGGUUAUGCAACCUAUCAAGGAGGACUGUUAAUGAAUUGGAGGACAACGUGAAGGAGCAUGAUUGCUAUAACAGUGAGCUGCAGGAUGUGGAAAAAUGGCUCCUACAUAUGUCAAGUAGACUGGUAACUCCUGACCUAAUGGAAGGCAGUAACUUAGAGAUGAUCACUCAACAGCUGGCUAAUCACAAGGCAAUGAUGGAGGAUAUUGCUGCCUUUGAAGAGCGCUUGAAUAGUCUCAAAGUAAAGGGAGAAAAUCUGGUUCUUCACUGUGCAGAACAUCUGCAAACAAAGUUCAAACAAACCAUACAAGCACAUUUACAGGGAACAAGAGACAGCUACUCGGCCAUAUGUAGUACUGUCCAGAGGGUGUAUUUAAGUUUGGAAAACGAGCUACAAAAGUAUGUUAGUAACCAAGACACACUGCUGCAGUGUCAAGCCUGGUAUUCUACUGUAAAGAAAGAGUUAGAAGAAAAAGUCAAAGCCCCACUCUGCCUGGCCGAGGCCACAAAACAGGUGAAACACUACAGGACUCUGCAGGAGCAGGCCAACACAUACUUGGACCUUCUGUGCACGGCUUGUGACUUAUCUGAUAGUGUUGUGAAGAAUGUAGCGAUCAGCAUUCAGCAGACAAAACAGACAAUUGAAAAAAGAAUGAUGCAGUCUCAGGAUCUGGCAAAUGGCUGGGAAGAAGUAAAACAAAUGAAGAUGGAGCUUCAGACAUAUUUUCAGGAGGCUGGCCAGCAACUCCAAAACUUAAAGGGAAAGCGUGCAGAACUGGAGGUCAAACUAGCACAGAAUGUGGUCACACAGCUGAAGGAAUUUAGUCAGAAGCUUCAAUCACAGCAAGAUCAGAUUACAAAUUUUACAGAGAAAGUGAACAAGCUAACCAGUGGACAGGAGUCACCAGAACAUUCUGAGAUCAGUCAGCUAAGUAACCGAUGGCUCGAUUUUUGCUUUCAAAUAAACAGUCUCCUCCAGCAGAGGGAGGAAGAUCUGCAGCGAACACGGGAUUACCAUGACCGUCUUGGCAUAGUCGAUGUCUUUCUUGAAAAACUUACUACAGAGUGGGACAAUUUAGCCAGAUCUGAUUCCGAGAGCACAGCAGCACACCUCGAAGCAUUGAAAACGUUAGGAUCAAUCCUUCAGGAGAGGAGAUUUGCACUUGAGGACCUAAAGGAACAAAAGCAAAAGAUGAUUGACAUUUAUUUAAAUGUAGAUGACAAAGAGUUAGUUAAGGAACAGACCAGUCAUUAUGAGCAGCGCUGGACUCAGAUAGAAGACCUAGUAAAAUCAAAAAUUGUUACUUGUGCCACAACAUUGGAAGAAUUAGGUUUUCUAAAUUCCCGGUUGCAGGAACUAUCUGAAUGGGCUGAAGAUCAGCAGCCUAGCAUGUCAGAAGCUUUGAAACAAAGCCCACCCCCUGAACUGGCUCAGAACUUGCUUAUGGACCACCUGACAAUAUGCAGUGAAGUGGAAACUAAGCAAGUAUUGCUGAAAAACCUUAUCAAAGAUGCAGAUAAAAUUAUGGCUGAUCUAGGACUGAAUGAAAGGCAACAGCUUCAGAAAGCACUAGAAGAUUCACAGAAACAUGUUGACUGCCUCAGUGAUUUGGUCAACCAAAGGAAGAGACACUUAAAUAAAGCUUUAUCUGAAAGAGCACAGUUUUUGAUGGCGGCCUAUCAGGCCUUGAAUCAAAUUCAGCACUAUGAAAAGAAGGUGAUGUUUCAGGAGCACAUUUGCUUGCUCCCAGAUGAUGUAAGUAAGCAGAUCAGAACAUGCAAACAUGUCCAGGCGGGUUUGAAGGCUUACCAGAGUGACAUUACCAGCCUGUGGAACCAGGGCCGAGACUUAAUGAAGGAAGCCACUGAACAAGAAAAAAGUGAGGUUUUGGGUAAAUUACAAGAAUUGCAAAAUGUUUUUGACAGCACUUUGCAAAAGUGUGGGCAAAGGCUUAUAGAACUUGAAAAAAGCUUUGUUUCAAGAAAAUUUUUUAAAGAAGAUUUAGACAAAGCUUGUCAUUGGAUAAAGCAAGCAGAUGUUUUAACAUUUCCGGAAAUUAAUCUAAUGAAUGAUGAUUCUGAAUUAUAUUUUCAGCUUUCUAAAUAUCAGAAAAUCCUUGAGCAGGCCCCUGAAUAUGAAAAUCUUCUACUCUCAUUGCAAAGAAAUGGCCAAGAUAUUUUGCCUUCAUUGAACGAGGUGGAACGAUCUUACCUUGAUGAGAAACUCAAUUCUUUGCCACAGCAAUGUAACUAUGUUGUUACUUUGGCCAAAGAAAAACUUAGUAGAGUUCAGGAGGCAAUCUUUAUCCGCAAAGAGUAUGUUUCAUUGCUUGAUCUGACAAACAAGGCUCUAAAAGAACUCGAAGACCACUUUUUACUCAUGAACAGAGUUCCCUCCAGCCUUUCAGCUGAGGAAGCAUUGACACUGCAGCAGGACUAUGCUUCUCUCCUAAAUGAAGUUGUGACACUUGGCACAGCAGUUAUUGAACUAAAUCAGAAAAAGGAGAUUUUCCGGAGCACAGGGCAACCAUGGCUUCCUGAAGAAAUGUUACAACUUGUGUGCCAGUAUAAUAAAUUAAAAAGAACCAUAGAACAGAGAGUUAGCCAACUGGCAGACACUAAAAAUGCCUAUCGGCUAAAUGAAGAACUUUGUUCAAAGUUGAAGAUAAAAUUUGAGGCCCUGGAUAAGGAAUUUGAACAAGUUAACAGGGAAACCCUUCCAGCUGAGGACAAAUUGAAAAGCUAUCGCACAUUGGCGGCCAACCUCCAUAAUACAGGCACCCUUCUCAGACAAGUCACCGAACAUUUAGAAGAAAUUUCUCCAAUGCUUGAUCCUUCAGCGUAUGAAGCUGCAGAGCUUCAGGUUCAACAGUGGCAUGAAAAAUUAAAACCUUGGCAUGCUGUGAUGAAGGAAAGAAUGGGAGAGUGUGAAAAUAGAUUAAUUCAGAGCAUUGACUUCCAUAUUGAAAUAUGCCGGACUUUGGAGUGGCUAAGGCAAAAGAAGGUAGAACUAAGUGAACCACUGGCUUUGGAUGGGAAGCUUGAAAGCAUCCAAGAAGAAAUCAGAAAGUUACAUAUUCAACAAGAGGAAAUAGCAUCCAGUCUAAGGAUUAUGAAUGCCCUCAGCAACAGGGAAAAGCAAAAGUACCUAAAAGUAAAAGAGUUGGUCCUAGCCGAUCUGGACAAAAGCAUAUCUGACUUGUCUGAACUGGACAGAGAAAUCAAUGAAGUGAUCAGUGGAAGACAGGCUACUCUAGAAAAAAUGUACAUCACAAGUCAGAGACACCAUCGGGCAUUACAGUCUGCAUCUAACUGGCUAGAAGAAGCACACCAAAUGCUGCAACAGACUUCAAGUGGUGUAGACAUUGAGACUGCUGAAGACACUCUUAGGGACUAUACAGAUUUUUUUAGCUCUGAAAAUAAACUAAAUGGACUCAUUGAUGAACUUCACAUUUCAACUUGUGAGCUUGAAGGACUUGUUAACAAGUCAGGGAUGGAUCAACUCAAACAAGCUGUGGCCUCCAUAAAGAAAAGAGGGAAAGAGACCAAGGAGCAAACUCAAAGUCAACUAGAACUGCUAAGAAAGUGUACAGUUCAGUGGCAUUUAUACCAAGAAGAAAGAAACCAAGUUGUAAUUUCCCUAAAUGAAGCUGAGAAAAAGUUGUUUAAGUUUUCACUCGCAAAGGAUAUUACAUGCCAUAAAUCUGAAGAGAAACUUGGUGCUCAUAAGACUUUGGUAAACUUGGUGAAUUCUUUUCACGAAAAAAUCACAGCACUUGAGGAAAAGGCAUCAGCAAUAGAGAAGUUGGGAAAUAAUGCUACCAAAGCAACCAUAAGUAAGUCAAUGUCAACAGUGUGGCAGAGAUGGACCAAGCUUCGCAGUACAGCUCGGGAACAGGAAAAACUACUGGAGGAAGCUGUGCAGGAAUGGAAAAAGCUAAGUGAUAAGAUACAGGCAUCUACCUUAGCAAUUGAUCAGCUACAGGAACGCCUUCCAGACAGCUGUACUGAAAAGGCAUCAAAGGCUGAACUGGUUGCGCUACUGGAAUGCCACGAGACAUUCUCUCGAGAUCUAGAGCAAGAGUAUUCUGCAGUGAACCGCUUGAGGCAGCAAGCUUUGAAUGGCCUCCUUCGGGAUGUGCUUACUGAAUCAACUUCUAUGGAGGAUCUGCCGGUCAUUCAGGAAAUGAAAGCCAUGCUUGACAGAUGUUCCAACAUGCAACAGAAAAUCAAGAAAAGCAAAAAGCUUGUAGAGCAGGAACUAAAAGAAAGAGAAGAUGUGGAGAAGGAACUUAAUAUUAUUAAAUCCUGGAUCAGAGACACCAAGGAAACUUUGCUGAAUUCUGCAUCAGGAGAUAUGCACUUGGAAAAAUUUCAGGUUCUAAUUCAGGAGCUGAAUUCUCAUCAUCAAAAAAUGGAUAAUCUUUCUGGAGAACAGCAGAAUAAAUAUCUGGAAAUGUACACAAUUCUGCCAUCUGAGCUCUCAUUGCUGCUCGCUGAAGUGGCAUUAGCCCUGGCCAAUAUGAAUGAAGAGAUACAAAUGAAACUUAAAGAAGCACAGCAGAAUCAAAUACUUUACCAGGAGCUGGAUAAGCGAAUAGCAGAAACUGAGGGAGAACUGAAUUCUAUUCUAGAAAAAUUAAAAGAGAAAGCAACUGAUGUGACUGAUGCUAGAAAAGAUCACACGAUUUUAUGUGAGGAACUAGACAAGUGUAACAUAAAGCUGGUGGAACUGGAUGCUGCAGUACAGGACUUUGCUGAACAGAAUCAUACUCUGGGAAAGCAACUGGUGGAUAAGAUAGGGAAACUUACAGAAUUACAGCAGCAAGCAAGCAAACAGGCUGAAUACAGAGCAGGCAAAGUCAAGCAGGCUGUCGUUCAGCUGGAGGAAUACAAUGAAAUGCUAGAAUUUAUUUUACGUUGGAUUGAAAAAUCUAAAAUAUUACUGAACAGUAACAUCAUCUGGAAUUCAGCGAGUCAGCUUCGUGACCAAGCAAUGGCUCACCAGGCUAUGUUGGAAGAGUCCAGAGAUAUCCAUAGUGAUCUAGAAGCAAUGAAUGAAAAAACUGAAUAUUUGUCCAGUAUUUACCAGACAGAAGAAUUGUCUCAGCAAGUGUCAGAACUUGGACGUCAGACUGAAGAACUACAGCAAACAAUAAAGCAUCGUCUGCAGAACCUUCAGGAUGCAGCAAAGGAUAUGAAGAAGUUUGAAAGUGAAAUUAGAGUAUUACAAACAGCAUUAGAACAAGCCCAGACUACGCUGACGUCACCAGAGCUGGGGCGCUUGAGUCUUAAGGAGCAACUGUCUCAUAGACAGCAUCUACUAUCCAAAAUGGAGUCUCUAAAGCCAAAGGUUCAUGCUGUCCAGCUUUGCCAAAGUGCCUUAAGAAUUCCAGAAGAAGUAGUUACUAGCCUUCCCAUAUGCCGCACUGCUGUUAGACUGCAAGAGGAGACCAGUCGUCUUCAGCACACUGCCAUUCAGCAGUGUAAUAUUAUGCAGGAGGCGGUGGUCCAAUAUGAGCAAUAUGAACAAGAGAUGAAACAUUUACAGCAGCUAAUAGAGGAAGCACAUCGGGAACUGCAAGAUGCAAAAGUAACCACCAGCAAUAUACAGGAAUUGCAAUUCCAGAUCAAACGUCAUGAGGAGCUGGCAAAGAAGAUCAAAGGUUAUCAGGAGCAGAUAGCAUCACUCAACUCCAAGUGCAAAAUGUUAACCAUGAAGGCCAAGCAUGCCACAAUGCUGCUCACUGUCACCGAAGUGGAAGGACUGACCGAGAGAAUGGAGGAACUGGAUGCUGAACUCCUCCCUGCACACUCUGCUCACCCGUCUGUUGUUAUGAUGACCGCUGGUCGCUGCCACACUCUUCUGUCUCCUGUCACUGAGGAAUCAGGGGAGGAGGGUACGAACAGUGAGAUCUCCUCUCCACCCGCCUGUCGGUCUCCUUCACCUGUGGCUAAUACAGAUGCUUCUGUUAAUCAGGACAUUGCUUAUUACCAGGCCUUAUCUGCUGAACAGUUGCAGACGGAUGCAGCCAAGAUCCAACCAAACACCACGUUACCUCAAGACAUGUAUGAGCCAGGGAUAGAGAUGGCUGCUCAUGCCAAACUAGAUGACCUUCAGCGUUCCUGGGAGACGUUGAAGAAUGUGAUUAGUGAAAAGCAGCGCACUUUAUAUGAGGCUCUUGAACGACAGCAGAGGUACCAAGAUUCUCUCCAGUCUAUUUCCACUAAAAUGGAAGCCAUUGAAGUCAAACUAAAUGAAAGCCUAGAACCCAGUAAAACACCUGAAAGUCAGAUGGCCGAGCAUCAGGCUUUUAUGGAUGAAAUCUUAAUGUUACAAGAAGAAAUCAGCAAGUUGCAAGCAUCUUUUGCAGAUGAACUUGUUUCGGAAUCUUUGGAUUCUGAGGCUGCAGACCAACUAGCUCUGCAAUCCACACUGACUGUGUUGGCUGAAAGGAUGGCUACCAUCAGAAUGAAAGCUUCUGGAAAGCGCCAGCUAUUAGAGGAAAAACUUAAUGAACAGCUAGAAGAACAGCGUCAUGAACAGGCUCUGCAGAGAUACUGCACUGAAGCUGAUGAGCUAGAUCAUUGGCUGCUGGGUGCCAGGGCUACCUUAAACAAUGUGUUACGUGCUUUCGAAGAACCCAUGGACAUGGAAGCUCAGCUCAUUGAUUGCCAGAACAUGCUGCUGGAAAUUGAACAGAAGGUGGUGGCUCUGUCCGAGCUCUCUGUGCACAGUGAGAGCUUAUUAAUGGAAGGAAAGGCCCACACCAAGGAGGAGGCUGAACAGUUAGCCAUGAAACUGAGGACACUAAAGGGAAGUCUCCUGGAACUACAAAGGGUUCUACAAGACAAGCAAAUCAGCAUUCAGGGCACGUUCCAUGAAAAAGAGGAGUCUGAAUCAGAGCUGUCUUCUUCACAAAGCCCCAGUGUCCAGGAAUGGCUUGCUCAAGCACGCACUACCCGUUCACUACAAAAGCAGAACAGUCUUCAGAAACAAAAGGAACUGGAACAGGAACUUGCUGAGCAGAAGAAAUUAUUGCAGAUGGUUGCAAGUCGUGGGGGUGAAAUAAUAAAUCAGCAGACAACCAGUGAUCAGACAAAUAUCAGUGAGGGACCUGACUCAUUAUCCAGAGAACUGGGCUUGGAAGGAGUGAAGCCAACAUCACCGGAGCAAAUGAGAAAGAAAUGGGAAACAUUGCAUCAAGAACUUUGCUCCAAGGAAAAAUUGGUGCAAAAUGCUUUACAACAGGAGCAAGAACAACCAAUUUUCAACAAGACGAAUAGAGUCAUUUCCGGGAUGCCUUUUUACAAAGGAGACAAACAAGUUCAAGAUAAAUCAGCAGUUGUCAACAUUUUAGAUGGGUUAAACCAAGCACUGGAAGACGUUUCUUCUCACAAUGGGGUUGGGGAAAAGAAGAUCCUCCCUCUAGAGAAGAAACUUUAUGAAGCUGUGUCAGUCACUUCAACAUGGUUGGAUGAUGUGGAGGAAAGCCUAUUUGUACAAACAGCACAUCAACCAGAUCAGACCGAAGCCUGCCUUUAUAACCAAGAGACUUUAGCAAAAGACAUUAAAGAAAUGACUGAAGAAAUGGACAAGAACAAGACUCUGUUUUUCCAAACAUUUACAAGCAGUGAAGACCACCAUGAGAUCAUUGAGGAUACCUUGUAUUGUCUUCUGGGAAGACUUAACUCCUUAGAGUCAGUGGUCAACAAUAGAUGUUGUCAGAUGAAAGAAAGACUACAGGACCUUUUGACCUUCCAGAAUGAUUUGAAGUUACUCUUUACAUCCUUGGCUGAUAACAAAUAUAUAAUAUUGCAUAAACUUGCUGAAGCAGCUGAACGACCAGCAAAAGACCAAAUGCAGGCAAUAAUGCAAGCAGAAGAUAAUUUAAAAGAACUGGAUACUGAAAUUACAGAGUUGAAAAGAUGUGGAGACAAACUGCAGGUGGAUCAGCAAUCCAUGCAAGAGCUAUCCAAACUUCAGGACACCUAUGAUGAACUCAUGAUGGUCAUCAGCUCUCGGAGAAGUGGGCUGAAUCAGAACCUUGCACUGAAGGGUCAGUAUGACCGAGCCCUGCAGGACUUAGCUGAUCUGAUCGAAACAGGACAGGAGAAGGUGUCAGGUGGAAAGAAAUGCAUGGUUUCUUCUAGGAAGGAUGUCAACAUUAUGCUAGAUAAACAUAAGGAGUAUUUUCAAGGAUUGGAGUCACAUAUGAUUCUCACAGAAACACUUUUUAGGAAAAUCUGCAGCUAUUCUUCAUCCAGAGAGGCUCAGCACCACUCGGACUUGAUGGCAAAGGCAUCUACUGUACUAAAACAAUCUCACAAGAGAGGUGUAGAGCUGGAGUAUAUUCUUGAGACAUGGAUGCUCCUGGAUGAAAAAUAUUUAGAACUGAGCAGACAUCUGGAAUCACUUGAAAGUAACAUACCUGUUGUGAGUCUGGUGGAAGAAUCCGAAGAAAGACUAUUAGAAAGAAUCGAACUGUAUCAGUGCUUUAGAUCAAGCUUAGCAGAGUCCCAGCCAAAACUUUACCAAGUUCUGGAAGAUGGAAAAAGACUUCUGAUGUCUGUAAACUGUCCAGAACUGGAAGCCAUGUUGAGUCAGUUAGGUGAACAGUGGUUAAGUGACACCAGCAGAGUCUCCAAAGAACUGAAUCGAUUGGAGAAUAUACUCAAGCACUGGACAAGAUACAAAAAUGAGUCUGCGGAGCUUCUUCACUGGUUGCGUUCUGCAAUGGAUAGGCUGGACUUUUGGACUGAACAAUCUGUUACUGUGCCUCAAGAACUGGAGACAGUCAGGGAUCACCUAAAUGCCUUCCUGGAAUUCUCUAAAGAAGUUGAUGCCAAAUCUUCACUGAAGUCAUCUGUCUUAAGCACUGGAAACCAGUUGCUUCGGCUGAAAAAAGUGGAUACAGCGUCACUUCGUUCAGAACUCGCAAAAAUAGAUAACCAAUGGACAGAGCUUCUCACACAUAUUCCAGUAGUACAAGAGAAACUUCAUCAGCUACAAAUGGACAAGCUCGCUUCACGGCAUGCUAUCACCGAAGUCAUGACUUGGAUCUCUCUGAUGGAAAAUGUUAUCAAGGAGGAUGAAGAGGCUAUCCGGAAUGUUGUGGGCUGUGAAGCUAUUCAUGAAUAUCUUUUGAAAUACAAGGGGUUCAAGAUUGACAUAAACUGCAAGCAGCUGACAGUGGAUUUUGUGAAUCAGUCUGUGCUUCAAAUCAGCAGCCAGGAUGUGGAAAGUAAGAGAAGUGACAAAACUGAUUUUGCGGAAAAGCUGGGAACUAUGAACAGGAGAUGGCAGAUCCUGCAAGGGUUAAUAACUAAAAAGAUUCAAAUGCUUGAGAGAUUAUUAGAAUCAUGGACAGAAUACAAAAACAGUGUGCAGAGUCUGAAAUCCUGGUAUGAGAAGCAAGAAAAGAAGUUACAGAAGCAACAAAGCAUUGGUGAUCAGGUGUCAGUCCAGAACAGCCUAAAGGAAUGUCAGGAACUUGAAGAAGCUGUCAAAGCCAAAGAAAAUGAUUUGGAGAAGUUGGGACAGACAGGAAUAUCCUUAAUCCAGAAUAAGAAAGAGAGAGCCUCUGCUAUAGUUAUGGAUACCCUCAGUGAACUAAACCAGUCUUGGGCAACUUUGGACUGUAAGGUGUGUCAGCUGAAGAUAUUGUUACAGUCGGUACUUGAUCAGUGGAGCAUUUACAAGGAGGUUUAUGAAGAGCUGAACAGCUAUUUGAUGGAAGCCAGGUAUUCACUGUCCCGCUUCCGGCUCUUGACAGGAUCCAUGGAAGCUGUGAAGGUUCAAGUAGACAACCUACAGAGUCUUCAGGAAGAGCAGGAGAAGCACGAGGCAGUUUUAAACAAGUUUGGUUCUGUCACCAACAAGCUCCUGAAUGAAUGUAAUUCUACUGUGGGAGUAACACUGGAGAGCACUUUAAAGGAGGUCACUACAAGGUGGAAUAGUUUAUUAGAAGAUAUUGCAGAGCAGCUGCACUCCAGCAGGACUCUACUCCAGCUGUGGCAGAAAUACAAAGAUUUCUGCAUUCAGUGUUCUAAUAGCGUUCAGCUACAAGAAGAUCGCACCAAUCAGUUACUUAAGGCUGCCACUAACAAGGACAUAGGAGAUGAAGAGAUCGCCACCUGGAUACAAGAAUGCAAUGUUAUUUUGAAAAACUUGGGCACUGCUAAGAGUUCAUUGGCUAUUCUCCAAGAGACUGGAGAGCAGCUUAAACAACAAGUCGAUUUGUCUGCUGCUGCAACCAUCCUGUCCGAUCACCUCUCCAUGAGUCAGCGCUUGUCAGUAUUGGAGCAUGCACUCCAACGCCAACAGGCAAUCCUGCAGGCGGGUGUGUUGGAUUAUGAAACAUUUGUGAAGAGUCUUGAAGACCUUGAAACAUGGCUUUUCGAAGCAAGAGAUGUUCUGAAUGGUCAGGACCCUAAUCGAUCAUCAGAUCUCUCCACAAUUCAAGAGAGGAUGGAGGAACUCAAAAGGCAGAUGUUAAAAUUUAGCAGCAUGGCUCCAGACUUGGAUCGUCUCAAUGAGUUAGGAUACAGACUACCACUGAAUGAUAAGGAAAUCAAACGCAUGCAGUGUAUGAAUAGAACAUGGACAAUGAUCUCAUCACAGACGACAGAAAGGUUUAGCAAAUUACAGUCUUUCCUACUACACCAUCAGACCUUUUUGGAAAAAUGUGAAACUUGGAUGGAGUUCUUGAUUCAAACAGAACAGAAGCUUGCGGUGGAAAUCCCAGGAAACUACCAGAAUCUUCUAGAGCAGCAAAGGGCACAUGAGCUAUUUCAAGCUGAAAUGUUCAGCCGCCAACAGAUUUUGCAUUCAAUAAUUGCCGAUGGACAGAGGCUUCUUGAGCAAGGACAAGUGGAUGAUAGGGAUGAGUUCAGUCUUAAGCUAACCCUGCUGAGUAAUCAGUGGCAAGGAGUGAUCCGUCGUGCUCAACAAAGGAGAGGCAUCAUUGAUAGCCAGAUACGCCAAUGGCAGCGUUACAGAGAGAUGUCAGAAAAGCUGCGGAAAUGGCUGGUGGAGAUGUCCUACCAGCCAGUGACUGGCCUGGGAAGCAUCCCUACACCACUCCAACAAGCCAGAACCCUUCUAGAUGAAGUCCAGCUUAGAGACCGAGUGCUCCACAGGCAACAAGGGAGCUACAUCCUUACUGUGGAGGCUGGGAAGCAGCUGCUUCUUUCUGCUGACAGCGAGGCGGAGGCUUCCUUACAGGCAGAACUCAUUGACAUUCAGGAGAGAUGGAAGGCCACCACAGUGAGACUGGAAGAACAGAAGAAGCAGCUUGCAUUCCUGUUAAAAGACUGGGAGAAGUGUGAAAAGGGAAUAGCAGAAUCUUUGGAGAAACUGAGGACAUUCAGGAAAAAUCUCUCUCAGCCGCUCCCUGAUCACCAUGAUGAGCUGCAUACAGAACAGAUCCGCUGCAAGGAGCUUGAAAAUGCAGUUGAAGGAUGGGUUGAAGACCUUGCUCAUUUGACAAAACUGAAGAACUCAUUUUCACCCUUUAUCAGUGCGGAUGACAUAUCCAUUGUUAACGAACGCAUUGAACUGCUGCAGAGACAGUGGGAGGAACUCUGUCAUCAGGUCUCUGUACGUCGGCAGCAGGUCAGUGAGAGGCUUAAUGAGUGGGCUAUCUUCAAUGAGAAGAACAAGGAGCUGUGCGAGUGGCUGACUCAAAUGGAAAGCAAAGUCUCUCAGAAUGGGGACAUCAGCAUUGAAGAAAUGAUUGACAAGCUCAGAAAGGAUUACCAAGAAGAAAUAAAUGUUUUCCGGGAAAACAAAAUGCAACUUCAGCAAAUGGGAGAAAGACUUGCCAAGGCCAGCCAUGAAAGCAAGGCAUCAGAGAUAGAGUACAAGCUGAGCAAAGUGAAUGACAGGUGGCAACAUCUCUUAGACCUUAUUGGUGCACGAGUGAAGAAAUUAAAGGAGACAUUGCUUGCAGUACAACAACUGGAUAAGAACAUGAGCAGCCUGAGAACAUGGCUGGGUCAUAUUGAGUCUGAGCUGUCCAAGCCCAUCGUUUAUGAAACCAGUGACUCUGAAGAGAUACAAAGAAAACUUAAUGAACAGCAGGAACUGCAGAGAGACAUAGAGAAACACAGUACAGGCGUUGCUUCAGUUCUUAAUCUCUGUGAAGUUCUUCUCCAUGACUGUGAUGCCUGUGCCAACGACACAGAGUGCGAUUCCAUCCAGCAGGCUACUCGUAGUUUGGACCGUAGGUGGAGGAACAUCUGUGCUAUGUCUAUGGAGAGGAGACUCAAAAUUGAAGAGACCUGGAGACUGUGGCAGAAAUUCUUGGACGAUUUCUCACGGUUUGAAGAUUGGCUGCAGAUUUCUGAGAGGACCGCUGCUUUUCCUAGUUCUUCUGGCGUGCUCUAUACAGUAGCAAAAGAAGAGCUGAAAAAAUUUGAGGCUUUUCAAAGGCAAGUUCAUGAAAGUCUUACACAGCUGGAGCUUAUAAACAAACAAUACCGCCGCCUAGCCCGAGAGAACCGCACUGACUCUGCAUGUAAACUAAAGCAGAUGGUUCAUGAAGGAAACCAGCGGUGGGACAACCUGCAGAAAAGGGUCACCUCCAUUCUCAGGAGAUUAAAGCAUUUUAUUGGUCAGCGAGAAGAAUUUGAGACUGCCCGUGACAGCAUUUUGGUGUGGUUAACAGAAAUGGACCUCCAGUUAACAAACAUUGAGCAUUUCUCUGAAUGUGAUGUGCAAGCAAAAAUUAAACAGCUGAAGGCCUUUCAGCAAGAAAUAGCAUUAAACAGCAGUAAGAUUGAUCAAAUUAUUACUCAAGGAGAACAGCUCAUAGAAAAGAGUGAACCUUUAGAUGCUGCUGUUAUUGAGGAAGAGCUUGAUGAGCUUCGAAGGUACUGUCUAGAGGUCUUUGGUCGUGUUGAACGAUAUCACAAAAAGUUAAUCCGUCUUCCGUUGACAGAUGAUGAGCAUGACUUCUCUGACCGAGAAAUGGAUGGUGAUGAAGCAGCGGAUCUGUCUGAUCUGCCUUGGCACACAAAGGCAGCUGGUGGCUCACCUUCACCCCUACCCUCAUCAAACCACUCACUGUCACUAAUCGUUCCUAUGAGAAGUGAAAGAUCAGGUCGGGAUACUCCUGCAAGUGUGGACUCUAUUCCCUUGGAAUGGGAUCAUGACUAUGACCUUAGUCGGGACUUGGAAACUGCCGUUUCUCAAGUAUUACACUCAGAUGAUGAAGAUGAUGAACAUGUCAAAAAUUAUUUCUCUCAAGGAGCCGCAAGUUUAACCGAUGUAGAAAUUCCUGAAAGUCCUGAAGCCUAUAUUAAACUUACUGAAAAUGUUCUGAAACAGUCCUCUGGAGAGUCCUGUUUGUUAGAAACACAGAUCCGUCAACUUGACAAAGCAUUGGACACCAGUCGCUUUCAUUUACAGCAAGCAGAGAAUGUCAUUCGCAGUAGGACACCCACUGGACCUGAGCUAGAUUCAAGUUACAGGGGCUAUAUGAAACUUCUUGGAGAGUGUCGGGGCAGCAUUGACAACGUAAGACGAGUAAGCGACAACCUUAAAGAGGAGGAGGAAAAGCUGUCUGGUUUCAUUAACUUGAAUAGUACAGAGACACAAUCUGCAGGCGUUAUAGAGAGAUGGGAACUGAUCCACGCACAAGCCCUUAAUAAGGAGCAUAGAAUGAAGCAAAAACUUCAGCAAUGGCAGCAAUUUAUGUCAGACCUUGAUAACAUUUGGGAUUGGCUGGGAGAAACAGAGGAGGAGCUUACACAGCUGCAGCGGCUAGACGCUAGUACUGACAUACAAACUAUUGAACAAAGGAUAAAGAAGCUGAAGGAACUUCAGAAAGCUGUGGAUGGUCGGAAAGCUAUUGUCCUGUCCAUUAACCUGUGCAGCUCAGAGUUCACUCAGGCAGAUACUUCAGAAAGCAAGGAGCUUCAAGAGCGGCUGAGACAAAUGAACCUCAGAUGGGACCGUGUGGGCAGCACAUUAGAGGAUUGGCGUAGUUCACUACAGGAUGCUUUAAUGCAAUGCCAGGACUUCCAUGAAAUGAGCCACGGGCUGCUACUUUGGUUAGAAAAUAUUGACCGUAGAAGAAAUGAGAUAAUUCCUAUCAAUCCCAGUUUAGAUUCUGACACUCUACAGGAUCACCACAAGCUGUUAACGCAAAUCAAGCGUGAGCUGCUAGAAUCUCAGCUCAAGGUGGCAUCUCUACAAGACAUGUCCUGCCAGUUACUUGUCAAUGCAGAGGGCAAGGAUUGUCUUGAAGCCAAAGAGAAGGUGCAUGUCAUUGGGAACAGACUCAAAGUGCUCUUAAAGAAAGUGACCCAGCACAUCAAACAAAUUGAGAAAAUAUUGGACAUUUCCAGCAGUCAGCUGGAGUUGUCUUCGUGGUCUUCCGCAGAUGAAUUAGACACUUCCGGAUCCCUCAGUCCUGUCUCGGGCACAAGUACCCCAAGUAGGGAGAGAACGCCACGGGGCAAAUGUAGUGUCUCACAGCCUGGACCCUCUGUCAACAACCCACCUAGCAGGUCCAAAGACGAUGGCUUAGGUUCCUGCCAUUCUGAUGCCAAUUCGGUUCAAGGACACCAGUCAUUCUUUCUACGGGUUUUGCGAGCAGCCUUACCACUUCAACUUCUUCUGCUGCUUUUAAUUGGUCUUGCCUGUCUUGUACCAAUGACUGAAGAAGACUAUAGUUGUACUUUAUCCAAUAAUUUUGCGCGAUCUUUCCACCCGAUGCUCAGAUAUACCAAUGGGCCCCCACCUAUAUGAACACCCUGUUUAAUGGAAAUCACUGUGGAAUAUAUAUGAGCUGUUUGCAGCUUUUAAUUGCACUUAUCAUGGCAGCUUUACUUCUCUGAAUUAACCUGUAAGUAUAAAGCCAAUACUGUAGAGGCCCAGUAACUAAAGUGACCCUGGAAAAGAUGACAUCAGCAUUGACCCACAGAAGACUAUGCAUAGACGGCAUCUCUCUAAUAAGAUUCGGUUCUGUAAUUCUCACUCUUAACAUUAUCAGUAUUGGACAAAAAGGCUCUAAUUAUGAAGCUAUUUUAGACGCUUGUAAUAUAAAAUUUUAAAAAGCUUACACGGCAAAUAUUUUUUUACUUUUCCCUGUUGCAUUUUUGUUUAUGGGCUUUCUGUGUGUUGGUGUGUUGAGAGAAGCAUGAAAUCAUUAUAAACUCUAGUUCAAUUAUGAAGGAUGUACAAAUAAAUGGCACAUUUUGGGCUAAUAAACUGGAUGUAAGAAAUAAAAUCAUGAUUUGAGAAUAAUCUAAGAAACGUUCAGAGAUAGAAAAUAUUAUUUAUGUAUGUACAGUUUGCUAAGCAGAGUUCUGUUUGUAUUAAUUUCUUGCAAUUAUAGACAUUGUAAAAUAUAAUGGUGUCUGUGU
This is a messenger RNA of Hyla sarda, 27454 nucleotides long. RefSeq names its product spectrin repeat containing nuclear envelope protein 1 (gene SYNE1). Gene Ontology annotation, molecular function: protein binding. Bases 375 to 26837 code for a protein of 8820 amino acids. NCBI's taxonomy places the organism in Eukaryota, Metazoa, Chordata, Amphibia, Anura, Hylidae. Gene Ontology annotation, cellular component: membrane. The record is from RefSeq and is a predicted model, not a curated record. The transcript has 146 exons.